Molecule: messenger RNA, 1310 nt
Organism: Stegastes partitus (bicolor damselfish)
Lineage: Eukaryota; Metazoa; Chordata; Actinopteri; Pomacentridae
Product: myosin-11-like
Exons: 12
Biological process (GO): actin filament organization
Cellular component (GO): actin cytoskeleton; cytoplasm; membrane
Molecular function (GO): ATP binding; actin filament binding; microfilament motor activity
Source: RefSeq, a predicted model, not a curated record
AUUCUCAUUUCCCUGGAGUUCAUCCUGCACUGAGGACUGAAGCACUGAACGGCCCGAGGUCAAACCGAGGUCAAAGGACAACUCAGCUCCCAGCGCCGCUCCAGAGGCUGACCCAGUCGCCAGCGACCAACCAGACGUCAGCUCGACCACCUCUGAACCGCCAGCCUCUGACUCUGCUGCCGCCGCUGCUUGCGUCCCACAGGUUGAUCCACCUGCCAACAGCGAUACUUCCAACAUGGCUGAUCCGGCUGUUGACGACAGCAAGUUCCUCUUCCUGGAGAAUGACUUCCGCAACAGCGGGGUGGCUCAGGCCGACUGGAUGGCCAAGAAGAUGGUGUGGGUGCCGUCAGAGAGGGAGGGCUUUGAGCAGGCCAGCAUCAAGGAGGAGAAGGGUGACCAGGUGCUGGUGGAGCUCUCCAAUGGUCACAAGGUGACAAUAAACAAAGACGACAUCCAGAAGAUGAACCCGCCCAAGUUCAGCAAAGUGGAGGACAUGGCCGCCCUCACCUUCCUCAACGAAGCCUCCGUCCUGCACAACCUGCGUGAGAGAUACUUCUCCAGCCUGAUCUACACGUACUCGGGUCUGUUCUGUGUGGUGGUGAACCCCUAUAAGAUGCUGCCCAUCUAUUCUGAAAAGAUCAUCGAAAUGUACAAGGGCAAGAAACGCCACGAGGUGCCGCCGCACAUCUACUCCAUCACAGACAACGCCUACAGGAACAUGAUGCAGGACCGUGAGGAUCAGUCUAUUCUCUGCACAGGUGAGUCUGGAGCCGGGAAAACAGAAAACACCAAGAAGGUUAUUCAGUACCUGGCUGUCGUCGCCUCGUCGCACAAGGGCAAGAAGGACGUCAACCCUGACUCAGUUGCUGCCGCUGUGGCCAAGCAACAGCAGGCAGGAUCUCUGGCCUACGGGGAGCUGGAAAAGCAGCUGCUGCAGGCGAAUCCGAUCCUGGAGGCCUUCGGCAACGCUAAAACCAUCAAGAACGACAACUCCUCACGAUUUGGAAAGUUCAUCAAGCUCAACUUUGAUGUGACUGGCUAUAUCGUUGGGGCAAAUAUUGAUACCUACCUGCUGGAGAAGUCUCGCUGUAUUCGUCAGGCCAGCACUGAGAGAGCCUUUCACAUCUUCUACUACAUGGUGGCAGGAGCCAAAGACAAGACGAAGGAGGAGCUGCUGCUGGAGGACUUCAGCAGCUACCGUUUCCUGAGGGCAGGUCACGUGGAGAUCCCUGGUCAGCAGGACGACGAGAUGUUUGAUGAGACUCUGGAGGCCAUGGAGAUCAUGGGCUUCACCGAGGAUGAGAGAUUAG